Xyrauchen texanus (razorback sucker) is the source of this 5232-nucleotide messenger RNA. It is a transcript of the gene lin54, whose product is annotated as lin-54 DREAM MuvB core complex component. The record is from RefSeq and is a predicted model, not a curated record. Bases 189 to 2546 code for a protein of 785 amino acids. Gene Ontology annotation, cellular component: nucleus. Lineage: Eukaryota; Metazoa; Chordata; Actinopteri; Cypriniformes; Catostomidae. The transcript has 14 exons. Gene Ontology annotation, biological process: regulation of DNA-templated transcription.
UGGCGCUCGGCGCGGUAUUUUAAACAAUCGUCUUCGUCUGAGAGCGGAUGAUCGGAACGGUGCAGCAUCGAGUUGGACUGAGCAGUGCGUGAACGAGUCGAAAACUUUGAGGAUUUGAGAACAGCGUUUUGAUACACAUCUCGACAGAGAGUAAGAAGAGUGUUUUGAGCUCGGUAACUUCAUGCAAGAUGGAUGUGGUAUCACCUGAGCUCAACAGCCUCCCUGAUGAGAUCAUGGAUACAGAGGCCAUCGCUAUGGAAGAGGAACUCCCUGGUGAGCAUCUUGCUCCAACUCCCCAAUCUGAACCAGAGCUGGCUCAGGUUCCUAUGGAAACAGAGGUGCCUGAAAUCGUCAGCCUCAGUACAACCACCACAUCAGAUAUGCAUUUAACCCCGAAAUCCACUGAUGCUCAGAACAGCACCAGCUCUGGAGCCCAACUCCUUGCUCCCUCCGGCCUCAUUACUGGCACCACCACCACCAGUGCUACAACAACCACCCUCGCAAAACACACCAGCCCUGCGGUGACCCAGAGCCUCCCCAAAAUCUCCAGCGUUACUGUCCCAGCCAACCACCAACUCAUCAUCAACAAAGUGGCCAACUCCCCUGCUGUGGAUGGCAAGGGCCAGAAACUCCUGGUUGCUGGGGUCAGUAAAACAGGGCAGCCCAUUAUGUUUUCCCUGCCCCACUCUUGGAACAAGCCCGCCACCACCCAGGGCACAGGAGAUGGCAAGGCCCAGCCCACGCAGAUCAAAAUGGUGACCACUGUAGGGAAGCCUAUGAUAGGAGUACAGGCUGUGAGCUCGGCCAGUCAGCUGCUGGGCACCUCCACACCACUGCAGGCCCAGCAGCUCAAGACUGUUCAGAUCACUAAGAAGCCUCCAGUGUCUACAGCUGGACCAAUGAUCACAAAGCUCAUCAUCACACAGGCCCUGAACAAUAAAGGACUCACCAAUCCAGCUUCAGUGUCUCCUGUCAUAACCGGACGCGUUGUUACCCAGAGUACUCCGGGAACUCCUCCACGCACCAUUACCAUUGGUGAGACGGUCAGCACUGUGGCACAGAACGCGUCUGGCAACAGCAAAGUCGCCAUCUCACCUCUCAAGUCUCCCAGCAAGUUGACAGUUGUUUCAGUGGCCAGUCAGUCUCCAAACUCUCCACAGAAGUCUGUGACUCUGCCACUCAAUGUGGCUCUGGGCCAGCAGAUCCUCGUUCAACAGUCUGCUGCCACCUCUCCAGCCAAAGCAGGAUCCAGCCAGUCUACUGCACAGGCUGUAAAGCCAAUGCAGACAGUUACGGUGGGAGGGGUGAGUACCUCUCAGUUUAAGACCAUCAUCCCCCUCUCCACACCACCUAAUGUACAGCAGAUCCAGGUGCCAGGCAGCCGCUUCCAUUAUGUGCGUCUGGUAACAGCCACCACUGGCAGCAGCCAUGUGCAGACAGGUGCCGGCACCAACACCAACCCUUCCAUCCAACCAGCUAAGCCUGUGAUGAUAAACACUGCAGUACGGAUGUCUGUACCUAUCAUCCCGGCACAGACUGUCAAACAGGUUAUACCCAAGCCCUUAACUUCAGCAGCCCAGGUGGUCACCACCACUCAGACUCCCCAGCGUCUCAUUAUGCCAGCCACACACCUGCCACAGAUCCAGCCCAACCUCACCAACCUGCCCCCGGGCACUGUGCUUACCCAAGCACAUGGCUCCGGAAACAUGGGAUACGCUGUGUUGCCUGCCCCAUACGUUACACAGAUCUCCCAGCCUACAUUUGUGACUUUGACCAGCAGUUCCACCUUCUCAACAGCUACACCUAUCCAGACACAAGCCCGGCUUUCCCUCAAUGGUUUGGCAACGGCUGAAGCAACUUCAAGGCAGAGAAAACCUUGUAACUGCACACGGUCACAGUGUCUGAAAUUGUACUGUGAUUGCUUUGCUAAUGGGGAGUUCUGUAGUAACUGCAACUGUGUUAAUUGCUUCAACAACCUUGAUCACGAGAGCGAGAGACUCAAGGCCAUCAAGGCAUGUUUAGACAGAAAUCCAGUCGCUUUCAAGCCUAAGAUCGGCAAAGGCAAAGAAGGCGAGUCAGACAGGCGACACAGCAAAGGCUGCAACUGUAAAAAAUCUGGCUGUCUGAAGAACUACUGUGAAUGUUAUGAGGCAAAGAUCAUGUGUUCGUCAAUCUGCAAAUGUAUGGGCUGCAAGAACUUUGAGGAGAGUCCUGAGAGGAAGACAUUGAUGCACCUGGCUGAUGCCGCGGAGGUGCGCGUCCAACAGCAAACCGCAGCCAAAACCAAACUAUCCUCACAGAUCUCAGAUCUGCUCACGAGAACCACACCAGCCAUCACCAGCGGAAAGUUGCCGUACACAUUCGUAACUAAGGAAGUGGUCGAGGCGACAUGUGACUGUUUGCUGGAGCAGGCUGAGCAGGCGGAGCUUGCCAACCAGCCUCAGGCCAUGGCAGAGCGCCUCAUUUUAGAGGAGUUUGGCCGCUGCCUCAGGAGAAUCGUCAGUUUCGCUGGCAAAUCCAAGACUGACUGCCCCAUCAACUGCUAGAGCCGAACCUGGCAAAGCUGUGACUGAGAGUCCUAGCAGGGAACGGUCCAGGGCCAAAGCCCUUUUGCUGAAUUUGAGGGCCACUGGGGUCACUUUUACCGGCCCCUCAUAUGGAUACAUGGGGCUAUCCAAUACAGAGCGACAAACCAGAGCUUCCCAUUGGCCUCUGAAUUCUGUUGGGCAUCUUUCAAGCUGCGGACAUGUGAUAUUCAAAAGGGAGGACUGCUGUACUGCAGCUCCUGUGAGUGGGCUUGCACUGUUUGCUUUCCUAGAAGGGGUUUUAUUUUUAGAACUAACAAUCUGAACAAUUUUAAGGUAGAUUUAUUUUUGUUUUCCACUUUUAAAAUGCAUAAUCAUGGCAUUUGUUUGUCUUUUAAAACUGGAUUUUCAUGUUGUCGUAGUCUGUCCUCAUAAAAAAAUAUUCUUACUGCUAAAAACCUCAGAAUAUAUUAAGAUACUAAACAAACUUCCCUGCACAUGUCAUUAGCUGUGAAAUCAUGACUUGUAUCACAGUAAGUAGCCUAUACUGUAGCUUCAUUGUAUUUAUUUGCUUGUUGAAUAUUUUUGGCUACUACAAAAGCUCUUUUUUAGUGCUUGUAUCGAGUUCUCUUUCGGGAGACAUGGUUCAUCAUAACGGCACUGUUUGGUUUGUUUCCAAGCAUGCAAAAGUAAGGCAAGGUUAAGUUUGGAUAUAACAGGUAGAGAAGGCAGCACAAGAUUUAGACAGAGCUUGAAACUGUUGAUCUCUGUUCAGGUGUUCUGGGUUUAAAAGCUUAAGAGUCAAAUUACCUAAAGGAGAGAAGAUCCGUUUGAAUCUUACUGAAAUAACUGCUUUACCGAUGUAAAAACAAAUUAAUCUAAAUAAGCUUUGUAAUCAUCAAGUUAGCAUUUUGAAGGCUUGUGUUUAGAAUACACUCAACACUUUCAUCUUCACUAUCUAUGAUUCUCUCAGAUAAAAUAAGAAGAACCCUGGUAAUUUUGGAAAUUGUCUAUUUUUUAGAUUUGUUUGGCUUUUUUGGGGUUCACUCACUGAACUCUGUUAUUUGUUCCCAUUUAAAGAGAUAUUUCGCCUGAAAAUAAAAAUCUGUCAUUCACUCACCCAAGCCUUUAUGACUUAACUGACUUUCUUUUCCCUUGUCACCAUUUACUUUCAUUGUUUGGAGAAACAAAAGAUGCAUUUAAAGAGAUGUUCACAGAAUAAAGUGAAGUCUUAUGGGUUUGGAACAACAUAAGGGUGAGUGAAUGUUUAUUUUUGGGUGAACUAGCCCUUUAAGACAAUUAUAAUUUGAAGUAUAUUAUAAGCUGUUUCAGAUCUUAGUUGAUUGAUCCAAAUGUUUCUUUCCCUUACCCAGAGUUGGAUUAACUGUAAACUAGAGGUCAACUGAUAGUGGAUUUGGCUGAUACCAAUAACUACUGGUAAGGUGAUGGGAAAGGCCAGUAACCGACGGGACUUAAGUAUAAACAAGCCCAAAACACACCAGGGACUCUUAUUUUGAAAUGCUGAAAAAAAUAUCAGCAUUUCAGAUAAUUUUUGCAGAUAACCGAUAGAUUAAAAAAUCAACCGAUAUAUCUGUCUACUUUUACUGUAAACUAUUUGACCUAUGCGUAAUGCUAAAGCACUUGACAAAAACUUGACAAGUUCAUGUUACACCCCAGACUCAGAAAAAAACCAACAUAUUUUGCAAUAUUCUUUUUUCAUGGUGACAUUUUCCUAAAUUAAGCAUAUUUUUGGUGAUGCAAAAAAAAAAAAAAUCUCAUUAUUGUGGAAACCAUUUGAGGACAGGGAGAAAAUUUUGUUUUCUGAAAUAGUUUUACUUAAAAAGUACCUUUUAUCAUACUCUUAUGAAAAUUAACAAUUGUUUUAAUAGAGUAACCAUAUUUGAACCAUGAUAUUUAUAGUAAAACCAUAGUAAUAAUACAGAGAAACAAAAACUAUUGUAAAAACAAAAUUAUAAUAAAUCAUAAUCGCCCAAAAUGAUUUUUAUUAAAUAAUCAUUCUGCCAAAAAAAGUUUACUACAGUAAAACAACAGAAAGGUGAGGAUUUUUAUUACAAUAGUUUUCUAAUUUUUCUAAUUUAAGUUUACUAGAGUUGUACAAUGAAAAUCAUGAUUAAAAUAUGGUUAGUGUAGUAAAACCAUGGUACAUUUUGUGGUUUUACUACAAAUACUGAGGUAAAAACAAAACAAAGUUAUUAUGAGGGAAUGCAAAACUAUUGAGAGGAAAUACAAACUAUUUCUGAAAAUAAAUUCCCUCGUAUGUACAUUUGUUGUACUGCCUUUAUGUGGAUGCUUAUUUAAAUAAUCCGAUUUUUUUUUUUUUACUAUAAUACAGACAAAAAUGACAAUAACAUUAAAGACAAAAAAGUAAUACAUCUAAAUGCAUUACAGUAAUGGGAUUUGGGGAAAAUGUGCUUAAAUUUCAUUAAUAAUGUCAUAUCAAAUUUUUUUAUGAAUAUUUUUAUUUUGGGGUGAAAUGUGACCUGGGCAUGUUUUUGUGAGAUCCCCAUAUGUUGCAUAAUGAGGUCUUAACACUCAACACUUAACCCAUGCUCAAUUAAAGUAUUUUUUAUUAUAUAACAAAAUAUCAAACCAAGUGCUAAAUAUUUAAUUAAAAGCCAAAGAUUCCAUAAAAAUUUGGACGUAAAGACAGUAUUCACACACACUCACUGACCACUUUAUUUGAUAC